Molecule: messenger RNA, 1848 nt
Organism: Protobothrops mucrosquamatus (brown spotted pit viper)
Lineage: Eukaryota; Metazoa; Chordata; Lepidosauria; Squamata; Viperidae
Gene: CTNS
Product: cystinosin, lysosomal cystine transporter
Exons: 11
Coding region: 12-1259 (415 amino acids)
Biological process (GO): L-cystine transport
Cellular component (GO): lysosomal membrane
Molecular function (GO): L-cystine transmembrane transporter activity
Source: RefSeq, a predicted model, not a curated record
AAAGGGGGGGAAUGCCCGUCCUGUCACUAUAUAGAGCCGAUCUCGUGAGCAACGGCAAGAACGGGACGAUAGGGACGGGGCGGGGAGUCAUGUUCGCGGGAUGGAGCAGCGGCGCUGCUUCUCCGGCUGUUGGCUGUUUCGGCAGGAUGGGGAACAGACGCGGCCUUUUCUGGCUGCUGUUUUGGUCCUUUGUGUCUCUCGCAGCCGGCGUUGAAGACGAGCCCCCUCUUUUCUCCGCUCCCGAAGAAGUUUCCCUGGAAAACCACAGCGUGCAAACAAUCACACUCACCUUCAGUGCUCCACCCAACGAGACUUUGGCAGUAAGCUUCAACUUGACGUAUGCAUCCAAAAAGAACAUCACCAUCGUUGAAUUGCCCGACCAGGUCAUAAUUACCGCAGGCCAAAAGGAGGCACAUUUCCUUGUGAGUGCUAAAGAGGUCGGGCAGGUGACGGUAUAUCUGCAGGUGAACACAUCCGACCAGAUCGGGCCCAGAAUCCGCUUCCUUGUGAUUCACAGCAAGGCCGUAAGGAUCGUGGACCAAGUGAUAGGUUGGAUCUACUUCCUAGCCUGGUCGGUUUCCUUCUAUCCUCAGGUGUUUGAGAACUGGAGACGCAAAAGUGUUGUGGGACUCAGCUUCGAUUUCAUCGCGUUGAACCUGACCGGCUUCAUUGCCUACAGCGUCUUCAACAUUGGGCUCUUUUGGAUCGUCCCUGUAAAGGAGCAAUUCCUGCACCGGUAUCCCAAUGGAGUGAAUCCUGUGGACAGCAACGAUGUGUUUUUCAGCCUCCACGCUGUAGCCCUCACUUUGUUCAUCAUCUUCCAGUGCUUAAUCUAUGAGAGAGGAAGUCAGAAGGUGUCUCGAGUCGCCAUUGGGUUCCUGGUGGCGGCGUGGCUGUUUGUCUUCACCACCCUGGCUGUGACGGUGGCCCAAAUAAUCACCUGGUUGCAAUUCUUGUUUUAUUUCUCCUACAUCAAGCUGGGAAUCACGCUCAUCAAGUACUUCCCGCAGGCCUAUCUAAACUUUCGCCGGAAGAGCACCAUGGGCUGGAGCAUUGGCAACGUCCUGCUGGACUUCACUGGAGGUGCCUUCAGUCUCAUGCAGAUGUUCCUGCAAUCCUACAACAACGACGCAUGGAAGCUGAUUUUUGGAGACCCCACCAAGUUUGGCCUCGGCCUCUUCUCCAUCAUCUUCGACAUUGUCUUUAUGAUCCAACAUUACUGCUUGUAUCGCACCCCCAUUUACGAGCAGUUUGAGUAGCUCAGUAGCCUGUCCCGAGGGUGCCCGCUGCAUCGGGAAGCUUUAUUCCAAAGAAAACCAAGACUGGCAACUCGAGUUUCCACACCACCUUAAAUUGCACCAAAACUCCUUUUCCACUUUGUGCCUUCGCGUCUUGCAAUCCGGCAGUGCGGCCUUGCCAACGUCAUCUUCCCCUGAAUUCCUCAGGUGUGAAGUCCUCAAAAAAGCUUCCGGGGAAGUCAUGGUCCGCAAAAGAAGAAUAAAUGCUCCUGUUUUGCCAUCCAAUUUCUUAACAGAGUUGCGACAGGAACCCUACAUUGAAGGCAUCUUAGCCAGCAAGAACCUGCUUUAGGAGAAGGCUGGUUACGAGGAAGGGAAAAACAGUUGUCAUCUUUAAAUCAGUUAAACCUGAAGGACAUCUCGUGUGACUUCAGGACCCCCGGUGUCCCCUUUUCUCUUGAACGGGGGUGGGGGGUGGGGGAGAAAUGGAUGAUGUGGGACCACCUCGAAAAGCUUUACGUUGGUGUCAAAGAACAGCGUGCUGAAGAACCUCUAUGUGAAACGGUUGAAUUCAGGGAUUGAUAUUAUUAAAGAUUGUGUAACAGCUCCU